This is a messenger RNA of Triticum turgidum subsp. durum (durum wheat), 951 nucleotides long. Lineage: Eukaryota; Viridiplantae; Streptophyta; Magnoliopsida; Poales; Poaceae. The record is from the annotation of a GenBank genome assembly.
AUGGGCAACUCCGGCAGCACAGCUCCCGCACCACUAGGAAAGACCCAUGUUCCAGACUUAGAGUGGAAGGUCCAUGACUUCUCAGUGCUACUUGAGACGAAAGCUACCUCGGCGAUAUCCGCUCUUUUUCACUGCUCUGCGUACAAUUGGUGCUUGCUACUGACUCCAAAGCACAAACAAGAUGAUAAAGAAAAUCUAUAUGUUGCUCUUUCUCUUAUGAUAUCCAAGGGAGACUUGGAGCAAGGUCAAACGGUGCAUGCAGUGUUUGAGUUGUCAAUAUUCAACCAUUCAAAUGGAAUGUAUUGUGGAUACAAAGCUAGCUACAACUUCGCUUUCAACAAUGCCCAAUCGAAAAAGGAAUGCUUGAUUCCUCUUCAGGAGCUACUGAAAUCAUCUGCUUUUCUAGUUGAUGAUAGUUGUGUCUUUGGUGUGGAGAUAUUAAAAAUUGAUGUCUCUUCUCCUGAAAAGAAGGCCGUCGUGGUUCAAAAGAAGGCUACCAUAGUUCAGAACCUCUUUGUGCAGAAGAAGGGAUUCAUCAAAGGGACUUACACUUGGACCAUAAACAAUUUCCUAGAAUUGGACUCUCAGAACUUUGUCCGUUCUCCUACAUUUGAAGUUGGCGGGCAUAAAUGGUACAUCGGCAUGUAUCCACAUGGUGAGAGGCGCAGUACUGAUUGCCUCGCCUUGGGAUUGUACCUGGAGUCCUUGGAUGAGCUCUUUAUCGAGUCCAGGAAGGUGGUUCAAAUUACGCUGUCCAUCCUGGACCAAAAGACUGGGAAAUACUUCACUAGAACUACAGAUCUUUUGGUGUGUACACAUCGAGAAGGGUGGGGAUGGUUCGACUUCUUGCCACUCAAGGAACUCCAGGGUAUGUCCAGAGGCUAUCUUAUAGAAUCGAAGUGCGUCCUCAAGGCAGAUUUCACUAUCUUCGGGUCGUCGAAUGAUGGCUAG